GAAGGAGGCGUGGUCUUCUGGCUUCUGGCUGCGUGAAGGUGAUUAGCGUCUGCCUUCAUUUCCAGUCCUUCUGCGGGAGCAUAAGCGGCGCUUUGUAUCUGGAAAUGGCCCAGUCAACCCUCGACUCGAUGCCCGGAGCCUCGACGGGGACCGUGGUUGUCACGGAGCCUCUGAACUUCUGGGGUGGAAAACGAGUGAAACCCAGGGAGGAGAAAAACGCUGAGCCCGUGUUUGAGCCUGCAACUGGCCGGGUCCUGUGUCAGAUGGUGCCCUGUGGGGCUGAGGAGGUGGACGAAGCCAUACAGAGUGCCUAUGCCGCCUACCAGAAGUGGAGCAAGAUGGCAGGCAUGGAGAGGGCUCGGGUGAUGUUGGAGGCUGCUCGCAUUAUCAGGGAAAGGAGGGAAAAAAUUGCAAAGCUGGAAGUGAUCAACAAUGGGAAAUCCAUCAUUGAGGCUCUGGUGGAUAUUGACAUUGCCUGGCAGAGCAUUGAGUACUAUGCUGGCCUGGCUGGGACACUUGCGGGCCAGCACAUCCAGCUCCCUGGAGGAGCAUUUGCUUACACUAGACGGGAGCCACUUGGUGUGUGUGUGGGAAUCGGUGCAUGGAACUACCCUUUCCAGAUUGCAUCAUGGAAGUCUGCUCCUGCUCUGGCAUGUGGUAAUGCCAUGGUAUUUAAACCCUCUCCAAUGACUCCGGUGACUGCUGUCAUCCUGGCUGAGAUCUACAAAGAGGCUGGGGUACCUGAUGGGCUUUUCUGUGUGGUCCAAGGUGGAGCAGAGACCGGCAGCUUGCUCUGCCAUCAUCCAAAAGUCGCUAAAGUCUCUUUCACGGGGAGUGUUCCUACAGGCAAAAAGGUACAGACCAGUACAGCAUUGUUUCCCACACAUGGACUGUAUGUUAUGGAAAUUUUAACAAUAACCUGCAAACACCUCGUACUUGAUAACUGCAGAGACGACAUGACCUGUGUGAAGGAGGAGAUUUUUGGCCCUGUCAUGUCCGUUUUGCCUUUUGACACGGAGGAAGAAGUGAUCAAGAGAGCCAACAACACCACCUUUGGACUGGCCUCUGGGGUCUUCACCAGGGACAUUUCUCGAGCCCAUCGCGUGGCUGAGAACCUGGAGGCAGGGACCUGCUUUAUCAACAAUUACAACAUCAGCCCUGUAGAGGUGCCGUUUGGAGGAUACAAGAUGUCGGGCUUUGGCAGAGAGAACGGCCAGGUGACCAUCGAGUACUACUCCCAGCUGAAGACUGUAGUGGUGGAAAUGGGUGACGUCGAAAGCCUCUUCUAAAGUUUUACACCGCUGUGCCAGAACUGUGACUAGAGCUCUUCACUUCUCCCUUGUUACUGUGUUAGGCUGACACAUAAUUAAUGCAGAAUGUGUGGAACAUGAUGUAAACAAGCAUAGAUGCAGAGCACUCCCCCCCAGUAUUCAGUACUUCAUUAUUACAUCAGUAAGUGAAGGAUAGCUGGAUUUAAAAGUUGGGGUUUUCUAAGGAAACACAAGUGUGCAACGAUGGAACCAGCUUUAGAGGAAGACUUCUUUGUACUGUUGUUUGGACAGCUGCUCCUUUGUAUCAAAAUAAACUUGUAGAAGCAAA
Pundamilia nyererei is the source of this 1599-nucleotide messenger RNA. Its product is annotated as aldehyde dehydrogenase family 9 member A1-like. Lineage: Eukaryota; Metazoa; Chordata; Actinopteri; Cichliformes; Cichlidae. Gene Ontology annotation, molecular function: oxidoreductase activity, acting on the aldehyde or oxo group of donors, NAD or NADP as acceptor. Bases 105 to 1289 code for a protein of 394 amino acids. The transcript has 11 exons. The record is from RefSeq and is a predicted model, not a curated record.